Quercus lobata is the source of this 2826-nucleotide messenger RNA. RefSeq names its product S-locus lectin protein kinase family protein (gene B120). Gene Ontology annotation, cellular component: plasma membrane. Gene Ontology annotation, molecular function: ATP binding; protein serine/threonine kinase activity. NCBI's taxonomy places the organism in Eukaryota, Viridiplantae, Streptophyta, Magnoliopsida, Fagales, Fagaceae. Bases 125 to 2713 code for a protein of 862 amino acids. The record is from RefSeq and is a predicted model, not a curated record. The transcript has 7 exons. Gene Ontology annotation, biological process: recognition of pollen; protein phosphorylation.
UUAGUCAGAUAAUAUCAACGGGCGGCCUUUGGAGCUCUUUCUUGAAUAUCAUACCCCCCAUUAACAUUGCUACUUCUAUAGCUCCUCCUACAUAUGAAUCUCCAAAAUUGUCACAAGUUGUGAGAUGGCUAUCACUAGCAAAAGAAACCCAGUUGACGCUUUUCUGUUCUCGUUCUUUUUCAUUUCCUACUAUCUUUCUUUGUUGAGCCAUGCAGCUAAUACAAUCACACAAGGCCAAAACCUGAGUGAUGGGCUUGAUGGCCAUCUGAUAUCAGAUGACCAAAACUUCCAACUGGGAUUCUUUAGCCCUGCUAAUUCAUCAUUAAGAUAUGUUGGAAUAUGGUAUCACAACAUUCAAGAAAAUGAACCAUCAGUUAUAUGGGUUGCAAAUAGAAAAAAUCCACUCUUUGAUAAAAAGGGUGUCUUGAUGUUUAAAGACGAUGGUAAUUUGAUGGUUGUGGCUGGAAAUAAUACAGAAGUUUGGUCAAGUAAUGCUUCAAUCGUAUCAGCAAACACAACAGCGAGGCUUGAUGAUACAGGAAAUCUCAUUCUCUCUAGCGAUGACGGCAAGAAACAUUGGGAGAGUUUCAAUGAUCCAACGGAUACAUUUUUGCCUGGCAUGAGAGUGCAAGUGAAUGCUGAAAGGGGUGAGAAUCGCGCUUUCAAUUCAUGGAAAUCAGCCAACGAUCCUUCACCAGGAAACUACGCCAUGGGGGUUGAUCCUCGGGCCUCACCACAAAUCGUGAUAUGGGAAGGAGAGCAUAGGCGGUGGAGAAGUGGAUAUUGGGAUGGAAGAACGUUUUCUGGUGUUCCAAACAUAACAAGCAGCUAUUUGUAUGGUUUUAAACUUUCUGAUUUGGAAAAUCAAAGCAGGUAUUUUACUUAUACCCCAAUGAACAGUUCAGAUAAGUUAAGGUUUCGGAUUCGUUGGGAUGGAUAUGAAGAGCAAUUAAGGUGGGAUGAAGGUGGAAGUAAGUGGGAUACCAUCCAGUCUCAGCCAGCAGAUAAAGAAUGUGAACUCUAUAAUUUUUGUGGUAAUUUUGGGCUUUGCAAUGAGUUAAAUUCACCUGUGUGCAGUUGUGUACAAGGGUUUGAUCCAGUGGACCCUGAUCAAUGGUACAAGGGGAAUUGGUCCGGUGGGUGUAGGAGAAGAACUGAAUUGCAGUGUCAAAGGAACCUUAGUAGUGUGACACAGGAAACUGCUGGAGAGGACGGGUUUUUGGAUGUCAAGUGCUCGAAGUUGCCAGAUUUUGCAAAUCUUGAAGUGGUGACGAAGGAUUCCAAUGAGAGCUGUGAGAGCAAGUGUCUAAACAAUUGUUCCUGUACUGCAUACGCAGAUGCUAGUGGGAUUGGGUGCUUGAUAUGGAAGGGGGACUUGUUGGAUAUGCAUCAAUUCCCAAGAGCUGGAAAUACGCUGAAAAUCCGUCUCGCAGAUUCUGAAUUAGGUGGCAAGAGAAAAUUAUCCAUCCUUGUGAUAAUAAUAAUUGUUGUAGCUGGAGUAGUCCUCCUAGUUGUAUUCACAUUCCUGUUAUGGAGGUUCAAAACAAAACGGAAAGUUUUGGCCACAGUGUCCUCAAUUUCCGGUGGCAAUGACAAUGAUACACCAUUGCGAAUUUAUGAAUCAAGCAAAAGUAUGGAAUUUUCUACUGAUCUUUCUGGACCAGCUGACCUCAGCAUUGAUGGAGAUCAAGCAAAUGGACUGGAAUUACCAUUGUUUAAUUUCAAUUGUGUAGCAUUUGCUACAAACAACUUUUGUGAAGAAAACAAGCUUGGGGAGGGGGGAUUCGGUCCUGUGUACAAGGGUAAGCUUCCGGGGGGACAAGAAAUAGCAGUAAAAAGGCUUUCAGUAAGAUCUGGUCAAGGUCUGGAGGAGUUUAAGAAUGAGAUUAUUCUGAUUGCCAAAUUACAACAUAGAAAUCUUGUAAGACUAUUAGGCUGCUCCAUUCAAGGGGAAGAAAAGAUGCUUCUCUAUGAGUACAUGCCAAACAAAAGCUUGGAUUGCUUUCUUUUCGCAGACCCAAGCAAGCAAGCACUACUAGAUUGGAGAAAACGUUUCACAAUUAUUGAAGGGAUUGCACGAGGACUCCUUUAUCUCCAUCGAGAUUCAAGGUUGAGAAUAAUUCAUCGAGAUCUAAAGGCUAGUAACAUUUUGUUGGAUGAAGAGAUGAACCCAAAGAUUUCAGACUUCGGAAUGGCUAGGAUAUUUGGGGGAAACCAACAUGAAGCAAAUACAAAUCGAGUUGUUGGCACCUUUGGCUACAUGUCUCCAGAAUAUGCAAUGGAAGGCUUAUUCUCAGUAAAGUCAGACGUCUAUAGUUUUGGGGUAUUACUACUAGAGAUUGUGAGUGGCAGGAAGAACACUAGCUUUCGUUUAUCCGAAUAUUCAAGCCUUAUAGGACGUGCAUGGCAUCUUUGGAAUGAAGAAAAAGCAAUGGAGCUCAUUGAUCCUUCUAUUCAGGAUUCAUGUUCUCGUGAUGAAGUAUUGAGAUGCAUACAUUUGGGAAUGCUGUGUGUCCAAGAUUCUGCAUCUCAGAGACCAACUAUGUCUUCUGUUGUGUUAAUGCUAGAGAGUGAAAGUGCAACUCUUCCAUUGCCUAGACAACCUACUUUUACUUCAAUGAGAGAAAGCUCUAUAGAUACAGAAUCUUACAUGGAAAGCCAAGACAUCGUAUCCUCAAAUAAUUUGACAGUUACAAUGAUUUGUGGAAGAUAAGAGUCAUUUUUUCCUUUAUAGUUCUUAAUGUGUAUAUGUUAUUCUCUGUGCAUGUUACAUACAAGCAGCAUUUUAUAUUUUUGUUGUCCAAAAAUUCUAAAAAAUUUUUAGUA